UAUAUGGAAGCCAUCGCUCUGCCCAUCACACUCGUUCAAUCGUGAGAAGUUCUGGUUUGAUUUCAACAGCAAGCUUCAAAUCUCUUCGUUCGUCGUUGUUCAUCGUUGAAAAUGUCGUGCUGUGGUGGAAACUGUGGAUGCGGUUCUGGCUGCAAGUGCGGAAAUGGCUGUGGAGGGUGCAAGAUGUUCCCUGACAUGAACUUCUCUGAGACCACAGCCACCAUCGAGACCUUCGUUGUCGGUCUUGCUCCUCAGAAGAUGUCCUUCGAGGCGAUGGAGAUGGUUGCCGGAGCCGAGAACGGCUGCAAGUGCGGGGACAACUGUACCUGCGACCCGUGCAAUUGUAAAUGAGCAGCAAGCGGAGAUCGAUCGGUCUUCGAGUACUAAUAGCAAUAUGAAUCAUAAUAACAAUUAUCAAAUUUCCUAGUAUUUUCUUUCUGUGGUUGCGUAUUAAGAGUCGAUUGUGGCGCUGCUUCCGAAUAAUAGCAGUCGUGAAGUUUGUGGAAAACUUGUAUGCUGUUAUGGCGCAUAGAUCAUGUUAGCUUAAUAUUACUGUGUUUAUCCUUUGCUUUAAUUUCUCUGUAUAAAUAAUUUUUCUGUGUUGAUUUAUGAGGUAACAGAGUUUCUUCUGUUAUCCAUAUCUAUGGUUGAAGAUGAAGAUAGGAGUUUGAAUCUCCUCUAAGAUCUUGAA
Messenger RNA from Momordica charantia (bitter melon), 691 nucleotides. Its product is annotated as metallothionein-like protein type 2. The record is from RefSeq and is a predicted model, not a curated record. NCBI's taxonomy places the organism in Eukaryota, Viridiplantae, Streptophyta, Magnoliopsida, Cucurbitales, Cucurbitaceae. Gene Ontology annotation, molecular function: metal ion binding.